Molecule: messenger RNA, 1131 nt
Organism: Aspergillus chevalieri
Lineage: Eukaryota; Fungi; Ascomycota; Eurotiomycetes; Eurotiales; Aspergillaceae
Gene: RRP4
Product: exosome non-catalytic core subunit RRP4
Exons: 2
Coding region: 1-1131 (376 amino acids)
Biological process (GO): CUT catabolic process; nuclear polyadenylation-dependent rRNA catabolic process; exonucleolytic trimming to generate mature 3'-end of 5.8S rRNA from tricistronic rRNA transcript (SSU-rRNA, 5.8S rRNA, LSU-rRNA)
Cellular component (GO): cytoplasmic exosome (RNase complex); nuclear exosome (RNase complex)
Molecular function (GO): RNA binding
Source: RefSeq, a predicted model, not a curated record
AUGCCCAUCACAAUCCAUCCGCCGGUGGUGGAAGAUGUCGGCACACCCCACGUCGAUUAUGAUUCCAUGUCUGUCGACUCGGACGGAGGAGUUGAAUUCGAAGAUUCACGACCGAACAAGCGACCAUCAAUAGGAGUGCUCAAAGUCGGCACAGGGAUUGUUACACCGGGAGAGGUUGUGACAGAUGAUCCUCAGUGGAUGAGAGGCCAUGGUACCUACACCAAUCCAUUAUCUACAUCCAUUAUCGCAACAGUCGCCGGAAAUGUCCAGAAAACGAACAAAUUGCUCUCCGUGACGCCUCUCCGCGCCCGGUAUACCCCGGAAAUCGGUGAUUUAGUGGUCGGCCGUAUCGUGGAAGUGCAAUCACGACGGUGGAAAGUGGACGUUGCUGCGCCCCUCCUGGCGAAUCUUCCGUUGUCUGCGAUUAAUCUCCCGGGUGGUAUCCUGCGUCGACGAACGAGCGCCGAUGAGCUGCAGAUCCGGACGUAUUUCAGUGAGGGGGAUUUGGUUGUCGCGGAAGUGCAGACCGUGCAUCAAGAUGGCUCCGCAUCGUUACAUACUCGGUCGCUGAAGUACGGUAAACUACGGAACGGAUUCUUCUUGGCUGUGACGGGGGCUGGUGGUAGUGGCGCAUCGAACUCGACCGUGAAGGGAGGAAACGGGACAGGGAAUACGUCUGGUGGGACAGUGGUUCGGUCUCGAAGACAGGUGUGGACGAUCGAAAGCGCCAACGGAGGAGGCCAGGUUGACGUUAUCCUUGGAGUGAAUGGUUACAUUUGGAUAUCGAAGCAUGCUGAAGGGACCGAUGCCGCAUCUUCGGCGACUGAGAACGUCUCCAUCACGCGCAUGGAAGAGAUGGUAUCGAGCUCGAUCUAUUCCAGCCAGAAUGACGACAUUGCGCCGCAAACCCGACGCGAGAUUGCACGAUUGGCACAAUGCAUUCGAGUCCUGGUCCAAGGCGGGGUCCCGGUGGAUGAGGAGACAGUAAUGACAGCUUACGAAGCCUGUCUGAAUGUCGACUUGGAGAUGGGAGACGAUGAAGAUGAUGACGAAGGGACACAAGAAGGAAGGGAGUAUCUGGAAGGGCGCAAAGCUCGAAGCAUCCUAGAGAUGGUCACGAGUCGGCAAUAA